This is a messenger RNA of Prorocentrum cordatum, 1392 nucleotides long. The record is from the annotation of a GenBank genome assembly. Lineage: Eukaryota; Dinophyceae; Prorocentrales; Prorocentraceae.
CUUUACGCCCAGCCCGCCGUUUCGACCAGCCUCGGGGUGCGACAGGGAGAAGCUGCUGAUAAGGAAAAGGAAUUGAGGAAGGGGAAUCCGUAGCCAUUUUGGCGCAAGGAUUUCUAGCUGUUUUGCACCAAGCAGCCCCCCGCCCGAGCGACCAUCUCCCCCCACCUCCCAGCACGCACUCGAUCAUCAGCCAUGCCUUGCACGGUGACGUCCCUCCCCGCCGACAAGCCCAAGAUCGUGGCCUACGCCGCGAUGAUGGCCAUUCAGAACUUCGGCUUCUUCGUGGCGUACUUUCAGAUCUACCCUUCGAUUCCCAAACUCAAUUGGGGCGCCGACGAACCCGAUGACUGCGACGACCUGCGCUUCUGGGUUGGUUUCUUCGCGCUCGACUGCUUCAUCGAGUCCUUCUGCUGCAUCUGGAUGGCGAUGGGGGGCUAUACCGACGACAAGUGCAUGUUCACAUUCGGCUGGAUCCUGCACCUUGUCGUCGCGCUGCCCUACUGCAUCUCCACCGUCGGCAUCCCCGUCGCCAUGUACUCUGAACAAGGCGAGAUGUGUCGCGAGGCAAUGGGCACCACGGGGUACCCGCUCGUGGCCGCGUACUGGACGCACUGUGGCCUCUUCAUGGUAUACGUGUGGAUGAUGCUCAGCAUCACCUACUUCUCGUUCCUCAAGCCGAGCUUCCGGAUGGAGAAGGCCUCCGCGGCCGUCCAGGACUGAGCGAACGGCGGUCCCGCCAGCCUCUUGGCCCCAUCUUCUCGGGGGGCGAGCACCGAGUAUCCAAACAAGUUAGAGGAGAGGGGGGGGGAAGCAGGAUGUUCCGCGAAUGUGCGGGGCCCGCCUCGACUGGAGCCUUUUGCUCCGCUUGGGGCGAGGCCGUCCUCAGAGUGCGUUGUGCUGCCGUCGCGGCGACUGCCCGCCGCGGUUUCCCGCCGGGUCACGCUGUGCGCCGUGUCGCGUCGGACGUCUGGGUCGGAGCUCGGACGGCGUCGUCGACGGUGGAGGAGAGAGAGGAGAGGGACGAAGAGAGCUUGUCUGGUCUCGGGGACGGCCGCACUGCCGCCCCCCAAACGUUUGUUCGCCGGCCGAGUGCAGCCGGCGCGGCUUGGCCGUUUGGCCGCUCCAGCUCGGGACGAAGCACCCCACUCGUGGGCAGCUCUCUUGCGCUCGGCCGUCCGCGCGGCGGCGGCAGCCUUCCGCGCCUUCUGGGCGCCGCGGCGGCCCUGCGUGGAGGACGGUGCACCGCAGUCAAAAAAUAGUCUGGGGACGAUUUGUCUACCAUUUCUGAUGCUUUUGUCGGUGCUUUUUCUUUGUAUUUUUGUCAGUUGUCGCCCAAACUCCGCCUGUAGGGGGACAUGCCCGACCUAAGUCCAAUUCUGCCUGGCCCCGGAG